Molecule: messenger RNA, 921 nt
Organism: Caenorhabditis elegans
Lineage: Eukaryota; Metazoa; Nematoda; Chromadorea; Rhabditida; Rhabditidae
Gene: Y54G2A.38
Product: Serpentine receptor class gamma
Exons: 6
Coding region: 1-921 (306 amino acids)
Biological process (GO): sensory perception of chemical stimulus
Cellular component (GO): membrane
Molecular function (GO): transmembrane signaling receptor activity
Source: RefSeq, marked reviewed
AUGGCAUUUUUCAAUCUGAAAUUUAUUUUGGCAUUUGGUUACUGUUCUAUUUCAUUUGUUAUCUAUACACUUUUAAUUAUAAUGCUAUUGAAAAAUUGGAAGGAUUUUAAAAGUGCAUUCUUCCAUAUUGUAAUUGCUGAUUAUUUCUUUAACCUACUAACGUGGCUAAAUUCCAUGAUAACCCUGCGACUUCCAAAUGGAACUUGCAAAGAUUGUGUACUUUCGAAUUUAUUUGCUAGUUUGGGAAAAGAUAAUCAAUAUACAAGUAGUUUCCUGUUUUUCUGCUAUUUUUUACACUUUGGAAAUGCGUAUUUUCAAUAUUUUAUGGUCACUUUGAUGGCUGUCAACAGGACAACUUCCAUAUUUUUCUACUUUGUGAAUGAAAAAAUUUGGUCAAUCCUCUUUCCCCUUUCCCUGGGAGCAGUUAUCCUUGUGGAGGUGUUUUUCACUCGGACAAUUUUGUCCACUAAACCAUAUUUUGUGUUUAAUGAGGCUUUAGAUAUGUACAGUAUUAAAUCAGACUCGGACAUUCUCUCUGCCUACUCGAAUGUGAUCAUUUUUAUGGGAUUUUGCGUGAUAUGUUCUAUCGUCUGUAACUUUUUAUCGAUUAUGCAGUUGAAACUUAUGAAAAAAAAUUUAUCGACAAUUGAAAGAAAUUUACUAUUCUCCACUCUUGCUUCGUCGGUGAUUCAGUGUGCUGCCGCAGGAAAUACGUUCCUUCUCCAAUUCGACCGCAACGCCAUCUACGGACAAAUUGGACAGCUUUUGCUCCCGUUUUUCAGCGAUUUUCUCACCAUAAGUCAGCCAUAUAUUCUGAUUUUGAUGAGCUCAAAGGUCCGCAAUGGUAUGCUGAAAAAUUUCUUCGGGAAAGAAUCGAAGGCUAGCAGUUUGUUCGUGAAAACUCAGGGUAACUUCCGAUAA